UGCCAUCCCCUACUUGGAACCAAUCCCAUAACAUGCAUAUCACCCAUUCUAAGUCAUACAUAUUAAGAUACAUGAUUUAUAUAAGUAGUACAAAUCAGGUACAACACAAACACACAAACGUGUAAAUAUGUUACAAUUCAUUAAUUAUAAAUAUUUAAAUGAUCAAUAUUUUAUAUAGUUAGGUCAGUUGGUCCACAUACUAUAUAACACCCAAAUAAUUUAUGAUAUAAAAUAAACUAUAUAUAUGUCCCCACUACAAUUAGUUCUUCCAUGCCACUUGACUCUCAUAUCUACACUCACCCAAAUUAAUUCAUCACAAUCUCUCCUAUGAACAACAGGAAUGUGUGUAUUCAUAUAUCACAAUCUCCAUCUCUCUCUCAUUAAUUUCAUUUAAUCCCAACCACAAAUCUAUUUUAUUGAAUACUUCAAAAACAACAAAAAAAACAAAGAUGAAUACUUUAAAAGAAACACAAGGUAAAAUGUCUCAUGACUCUCAUUACAUGUUUACAUGUAAACAACAAAGAAGCCCGGUAUGGGUUCCCGGGCCAAUCAUAGUUGGCGCAGGACCAUCCGGGCUGGCAGUAGCCGCCUGUCUAAAAGACCAAGGCGUCCCUAGUGUGGUUAUCGAACGAUCAAACUGUAUAGCGUCGCUUUGGCAGCUCAAAACCUAUGACCGCCUCCGGCUACACCUUCCCAAAAAGUUUUGUGAAUUGCCACUUAUGCCCUUCCCAGAGGAUUAUCCGACGUACCCGAAUAAACAACAGUUUGUGGAGUAUUUGGAGGCGUAUGCAAAGCGGUUUGGGAUCAAUCCGGUUUUGAAUUCGAGGGUGGAGAGGGCUGAGUAUGAUGAGAGUGUAGGGAUGUGGAGAGUGUGGAGUGUAGGGAUGAAAGGGGAGGUGGUGGAGUAUGUUUGUAGGUGGUUAGUGGUGGCGACCGGAGAGAAUGCGGAGGAGGUGGUGCCGGAGAUUGAAGGGAUGGUUGAGUUUGGUGGUGAGAUGAAGCAUACAUCUGAGUAUAAAAAUGGAAGUGUGUAUAAAGGGAAGAAAGUGUUGGUGGUGGGUUGUGGGAACUCAGGAAUGGAAGUGUGUUUGGAUCUUUGCAAUCACAAUGCUAAGCCUUCACUUGUUGUUAGGGAUGCUGUGCAUGUCCUACCAAGAGAUUUGUUGGGAAAAUCGACUUUUGAGUUGUGCAUGUGGUUGCUAAAGUGGCUACCGAUGAGAUUAGUUGACCGGUUUCUAUUGUUCGUAUCAUGGCUAAUACUCGGAAACACAGCUAGGUUUGGACUUGUCCGGCCGACGGUGGGACCACUCGAGCUCAAGGACAUGUCGGGAAAGACUCCCGUGUUGGAUGUUGGGGCCCUAGACAAGAUUAAAAAUGGCGAAAUUGAGAUACAUCCAAGCAUCCGACGAAUAGGGCAUCACAGUGUAGAAUUUGUGAAUGGGGACAUAAUAAAUUUUGAUGCAAUAAUUUUUGCAACAGGAUACAAAAGCAAUGUACCCUCUUGGCUAAAGGAGAAAGACUUGUUCUCAGAGAAAGACGGGUAUCCUCGAAGACCAUUUCCUAACGGUUGGAAAGGUGCAAACGGGCUCUACGUCGUAGGGUUUACUAAACGCGGCUUGCUUGGUGCAUCAGCAGAUGCGAAAAGAAUAGCAGAAGACAUUGGCAAAUGUUGGAAAGCGAAAGCUAACCAGAUCACAAUGAAAAAGAGAUGAUUAAUCUUGUUGCAAUGCUAGUUUUUUUUUUUUUUUAAUUAGGAGAUAUUAUUCUAAAAAAAUAGGUGGUAUAUUUAGAUUUUAUAUAAUUGUUUACCAUUUUGUUGAUUCAUGGUAACACAUGUUCCACUGAACCAAAGUAAAUGACACAUUUUUUGCAUAUAAAGCAAUUGCUUUAGCACAUGUCCAUGUAAAUGAGACCGCAAUGAUCUUGAUAAUUUCA
Molecule: messenger RNA, 1935 nt
Organism: Helianthus annuus (common sunflower)
Lineage: Eukaryota; Viridiplantae; Streptophyta; Magnoliopsida; Asterales; Asteraceae
Product: indole-3-pyruvate monooxygenase YUCCA6
Exons: 4
Coding region: 450-1712 (420 amino acids)
Biological process (GO): auxin biosynthetic process
Molecular function (GO): flavin adenine dinucleotide binding; N,N-dimethylaniline monooxygenase activity; NADP binding
Source: RefSeq, a predicted model, not a curated record